Molecule: messenger RNA, 3597 nt
Organism: Malurus melanocephalus (red-backed fairy wren)
Lineage: Eukaryota; Metazoa; Chordata; Aves; Passeriformes; Maluridae
Gene: PARP9
Product: poly(ADP-ribose) polymerase family member 9
Exons: 10
Coding region: 46-2493 (815 amino acids)
Biological process (GO): positive regulation of type II interferon-mediated signaling pathway; negative regulation of gene expression
Cellular component (GO): cytoplasm; nucleus
Molecular function (GO): ubiquitin-like protein ligase binding; transcription corepressor activity; NAD+ poly-ADP-ribosyltransferase activity
Source: RefSeq, a predicted model, not a curated record
CGUCUCAGACCCCGCUGCAGCUCCGGAUCCGCGCCGAGCCGGCUCAUGGGGGGCAUCCAGAGUUACGUUUCAUAUUUCUUCAAAGGGAAGCCCGCUUUAGGGUCAAGCAUGGUAAUGGAUAAGGUCACUUCGAUGAUCUCCCUCAGUCAAGAUGACUAUGAAGCUCUUAAGAGAAGAGACAGCUGUCUAAAUAAUCUCGUUUCCAAAAAGUUUGCUUGUACGUUGGCCUUCGGAAAAGCAACAGAAAGUACUGGUGAAGUAUACAGGAAAAAAGUAAAGGUUGGAAUUGACGUUUGUGUUUGUAGGGAUGAUCUCACAAGACACCAGGUUGAUGCUUUGGUGAAUGCAGCCAAUGAGUGUCUUGAGCAUAGAGGAGGUCUUGCUUUUGCCCUUGUAAAAAGUGGAGGACCAGAAAUAAUAGAGCAAAGCAACCUUUAUAUUCAAAGGAAUGGAAAAGUCCAAAUUGGCAGUAUAGCAGUGACAGGUGGAGGGAAGCUUCCUUGUAAGGAAAUUAUUCAUGCAGUUGGUCCAAGGUGGAAUCCGCGUGAAAAGGAUGACUGUUGUUACCUACUUCGGCAAGCUAUUUUGAAUGUUUUGCAUUAUGUUAGUAUUCCCGGUAAAGCUUUCAAGUCUGUGGCUAUCCCAGCAGUGAGUUCAGGUGUCUAUGCCUUCCCAGUUGAUUUGUGUUCUCAAGUGAUUGUAAUGGCUGUAAAGGAAUUUGUUGAGGCAAGUCCACCAAGUUGUCUCAGGGAAAUCCGCCUGGUGAACAUUGAAGAGUCCACAGUUGUAGAAAUAAAGAAGGCCUGUGAAAAGUUUCUGGGUGAUACCAGUUCACUUCAGGACACUGUGUUGGCUUCACCAAGCCAGAUUUCACCUUACCUCAUACAUGGAGACAUUCGCUUGCGCAUGGUGAAACAGCACCCUGAGGAGCUGAAGAAUACAACUAUUGUUAACCCUGUGAAUGCAAGAGGUGAGCCUUCCUCUCAGUUUUCAAGACGAGUGCUGCAAAAAGGGGGUUCAGCUUUAAAGGAGGAACUUAARCAUCAUCUGAGAUAUCUGACACGUUUUAAGGACCCCAUAGUAACCAAAAAGCAUGAGCUGCCCUGUAUGUCUGUACUGCAUGUGGUAUUGCAGUACCGGCAUCCAGCAUUACAAUAUGAGGAAUUAAGGGUCGCAGUGAAAAGAUGCCUGGGUUACUUUCAGGACCGCCCAUCUGCCUCAGUUUCUUUUCCAGUAAAUUGGUCACCAGUGCUGCCUGUUGACAUUGUGGCAGAGACCAUGAUUGAAGCAGUUUUAAAUUUUGGCAGGGRACACCCUACGAAGAAGAGAGAAGUGCAGCUUGUUGUUUGCCCAGAUGACCUUGAUGACUAUGAGAUUCUCCGGAGAAAAUUUYAUUUGGCAAAACACAAACUGGAAAAUGAAAGUAAUCCUUUGAGUACAAAGUCAGGCAGUCACACUGCAAAAGAGACUGCCAGYAGUGAACCUGUGAUUGAACUUAGGGGGAGCACACCUACAGCACUGGAAGCAGCAGAAUCGUGGCUCCGAAGUGUAAUGCAACUUCAGGAGGAUCAUCAUGCUAAUAUUGAAAACAACUACAUUUUUUGCCUUGGUAAAAAGGAGUUUGCAGAACUCUUUCAAAAGCAGCCUUCCAGCGUAUGUGUGUCAGAAGAAGUGAGAGAUGGACAAGCGAGACURAAAUUUCAGGGCCCUCCUGAUGCUUUGAUUGACACAGUGCUCRCAGCUGAAGAAUUACUGCUUCGUAUGCAAGAGAAGACUAUAGCUGAACAAGAGAAACUGCUCUACUCGAUGUGCCAAUCAGAAGCAGUCCAGCUUUCAGAAGGAGACUUUCACAAGACAAGUACCACUGCCUACAUCCAGAUUUCUCCAGUAGAAAACCACCUGCAGGAGUUUAAAGACAGACAGAAAGAGUUUGAAAAAGCUGGACUUCGUGUUCUCAGGAUUGAAAAGAUACAUAAUCCAUUUCUAUCUCUUGCAUUCCAACAAAUGAAAAAAAAAGUAGAUGGUAGCUCCAAAACAACCCACAGGUUGUACCAGAUUGUUCCUGCCCAGUUCUGUAGCUCAGUUUGCCAAACUGGAUUUCACAGGAUGUAUUCUCCACCAACAGAACAAAAAUAUGGAGCUGGCAUCUACUUUACAARGAACCCAGGAUACCUAAGCAAGGGUAAAACUGCAUGUGGAAAGGAUUCUAAAAUGUACGUGUUUGAGGCUGAGGUAGUAACAGGSUCCUUCACUACAGGCCAGCCAUGGUACAUUAUGCCACCAGCAGUGGAGAGGGGUGGCCUUACAUUAUAUGACAGUUUAGUAGAUCAUGAACUUCCUGACAUCUUUGUCAUUUUCAAYGGUUUUGGGGCCCUUCCACAGUAUUUGCUGACAUGUUCCCCAGUGACUGAAAGGUAUGUAGCUCCUGGAGGAAACCAGCAGCAUCCUCAGUGGGAAUUAAGCAGAUCUGUAGCUAUGAUGAAGACCCUCUGAGAACAAAGUUUAGUGCUUAGAUUUAAGAGGAUGCUCUGCUCAGUAACGUGCUAUGUUCAAAGUGUUUCCUGAAAAGUACUCUGAAAUGCUCAUGAACAAAAGAGUAAAUUAAUACAUUARGGAGAUUAGGACAAAAUUGCCUGUGAAUGGAAGCAGAAGGGAAAGCAUCCCAAAAUACAGUAUAACAUUUAACAUUAACGUUUAAUCUACCUGGUCAUUCACUUUAUUCYUUAAAGUGAUCUCAGCUUGUGACUGUACAUUUGAUGUUUGCAUAGACUGUUAUUCUUCCAGUGCAUUUUCUUAAUCUGAGAUAUGCAUAUGUCAGGGAAACACGAAAAAACUUGGCUGUGCCUUUUGACUCUUGAAUUUUCUUUUGACUUAAAAAUAGGAGAAUGUAGCAGAUAAAAGUUCUUUUCCACUUAGGGACAUGCUCUUAUAUAUACAUAGUUGAGACAAAGKUGAGGUAAUGCUUCAUGAUUUCUUACGGUUGUUGCUGUUACGAUUUUUAUUAGUUACUUCAAGCAUUGUAGAUACUUGUAUUCAAAAUAAAAAGUAUGAAURUCACUAUCUGUUAACUUGUAUUUUUCUAUUCAGUCAAAGGAAUGUGAUUUGUACUGUAUAUGAGCUUCAGAUUUCUCAGCAAMUUUCAAUCUCUUUGAAAGGUUACGAAAUAGUAAAGAACUGGUUCAAGCUACAGCUUGAAAUUAAUUUUCAAUUAAUCUACCUUUACCAACAUCUUUUAAAGAUUACAUUGUCAGCCUUAUAGCCAGAUAUCCCCACRUUGCUUCUGCAGUGACCUGAAGCAGAUACACGGAAAAGCCUAAGAGGUAUUACAGUAAUUCCAGUGUAAAAGGGGAUUCAGUCCAAAACUUGGAUACAUGGAAACUUUCUGUACUGCAGCCUGAUAAUGGGCAGCAGUCUGAUCUCUAAAACACAGAUGAAAUUAGCAUUUAAUAAAACUUUUWAARAUAAUUUAUUAAUGAUUUCCCAGYCUGCUUGUACUGCACCUGCAACUCCUUAGUGAGUAGUCAUAGUGCUAGGAACCAUUCACAAGUCCAAAAGAAAUUAAGUUAUAAAAGUUURAUUUUGAACUCUGAGGUUACA